GUUGUCGUUACCAGAGACAAGAAAUAAGCGUAGGGACCUACUUGACGUGUUACGUUGUGUUAGCAUAAACACUGCUAGCACAGCCAGCCGCGAUUGUGUGUGUGUGUGUGUGUAAUGUAGCGUGCAGUCCAGAUCGAGCGACCCAUCAGUAAAUUUAAAAUUCAUCAAAAACAAAGUGUCACCGUCGAGCGGACAGCUUUUUAAGUCAGAUUACCUGAAGGAGACGUUUCAUCUGGUACAGUGACACUGUAGCACCGCUGGCAGCCCUGUGACCCAAGAAAAUAAUGUGCUGCAGCUGAAGAUGGGUGGUAGUGGCUCCAAAUCCAAAGGAUUUUGGCCUUUUUCUGGCUCAGGUAGUGUGGACGAUCCAACCAAAGAUGGAAACGAGCAGUCAAUUGCAAGAGUUCGGAGUUUCACUGGUGCAACCCCUUUUGUGUUUACCAGACGAAGCUCUCUGUUCUUUGAUGAAGACGGUGACUUGGCCCACGAGUUUUAUGAAGAGACAAUUGUGACAAAAAAUGGACGUAAAAAGGCCAAGCUGAAAAGGGUUCUCAAGAAUCUAACACCUCAGGGAAUUAUAAAGUUGGACCACCCGUGCAUCCAUGUAGAUUUCCCAGUUGUCCUCUGUGAAGCCUGACACUGUCUGUGGAUUGUCUCAGAUUAGCCACUGUGUCAACUCUGUCCCGUGGUUCCCCUUCCACUGGAAGCCCGAACCACCUUUUAAAAUAACAUGAUCUCUUGAUAUAUUUGAUGCUCUUAUGUGGACAAGCAGAUGCAAUGUUGCUGAGCCUCUCUGCAUGUGAUCUUUUGGCUUGUGUGCAGACACAGUAUAGGUCACCAGUGGGAAUAUAGAACCCUUCCAAGUGGGCAAAACCUCCUCAGUUUACAGAUUGUGGUUUGUGUGCAUGUAUGUUUUGAUAUGUGUGCAGGCACAGGAUGAAAUGUAACACUCAUGACUUUGUUGCUGCCGAUUGUUUUCUGGUAAAAUUCCCCGAACUCUUGGGUGUUCAAGGAGAAUGAAGCCAGUUGUGCCAGUUUUCUCCCUCACAGUCGUAUUAAUCCAUCAAGCAACAAAGUUUAGAUGCACACUUGAGUUUUUUGACACCAUCUUGACUUGCUUUAUGAUGCAUGGAACAGGAUCUGCUUAUCGGUAACAACCAGGGGAGAUGAAAAUCAGCGGCCCACAAAAUCUGAAGUGGAUUAACAUCAUGUUAUAACGUUGGAUGGACUGGCUUCAGUGACCUCACAUGUACACAGAGUUUAAUAAGAGAUCCUGUUGUUUUCUUUGCUGCUUUGGCAUAUUGUGUCUCACAUUUAAUUUAUUAUAUAACUGUUUGUUUUUUUUAAUUACAAUAUGAAAUCCUGAA
This is a messenger RNA of Solea solea (common sole), 1367 nucleotides long. It is a transcript of the gene tusc2b, whose product is annotated as tumor suppressor 2, mitochondrial calcium regulator b. The coding region runs from base 302 to 637 and encodes 111 amino acids. Gene Ontology annotation, biological process: regulation of mitochondrial membrane potential; inflammatory response. Gene Ontology annotation, cellular component: mitochondrion. The transcript has 4 exons. NCBI's taxonomy places the organism in Eukaryota, Metazoa, Chordata, Actinopteri, Pleuronectiformes, Soleidae. The record is from RefSeq and is a predicted model, not a curated record.